UUUCAAACAAAGAGUUUCCUCCAACAACCAGAUCCAUCAGAGACUCAAAGCUGGACCUGAACCCAGCUGUGUGUCCUUAAAGAGCGACUGGUCAAAGUAUCGUCUUAUUGAUUUUAAAUCAGUCCAGCCUCCAUCAGCAGAGAGAGUGGACCAGCAGAGCUCAGAGGUUCCCAGUGCUCAGUCUGCCCAGCAGCAUCAAACACAGCUGGACUCCAUAUUUAUGCUGCUGGAGGACAACAUGGUCACUUUUGUGAAGAACGAGCUGAAGAAGAUCCAGAAGGUUCUGAUCCCAGAUUACCCAGAAUGCUUAGAGAGUCAGAGAGAGGAUGAGGAGGUGCUGGAGGCUGAGGAUGAAGAGCAGAGGAGGAGCAGAGAGGCAUUGAUGAAGAUCACAGUUUACUUCCUGAGGAGGAUGAAGCAGGAGGAGCUGGCUGACCGUCUGCAGAGCAGACAAGUUGCAGCAGUUUCUCAUCGUAACCUUAAAAGUUGUGUGAAGAAGAGGUUCCAGUGUGUGUUUGAGGGGAUUGCUAAAGCAGGAAACCCAACCCUUCUGAAUGAGAUCUACACAGAGCUCUACAUCACAGAGGGAGGGACUGGAGAGGUCAAUGAUGAACAUGAGGUCAGACAGAUUGAAACAGCAUCCAGGAAACCACACACACCAGAAACAACCAUCAGACAAGAAGACAUCUUUAAACUCCCACCUGGAAGACAUGAACCAGUCAGAACAGUGAUGACAAAGGGAGUGGCUGGCAUUGGGAAAACAGUCUUAACACAGAAGUUCACUCUGGACUGGGCUGAAGACAAAGCCAACCAGGACAUCCACUUCAUGUUUCCAUUCACUUUCAGAGAGCUGAACGUGCUGAAAGAGAAGAAGUUCAGCUUGGUGGAACUUGUUCAUCACUUCUUUACUGAAACCAAAGAAAUGUGCAGCUUUGAAGACUUCCAGCUUGUGUUCAUCUUUGAUGGUCUGGAUGAGUGUCGACUUCCUCUGGACUUCCACAACAAUCAGAUCCUGACUGAUGUUACAGAGUCCACCUCAGUGGAUGUGCUGCUGACAAACCUCAUCAGGGGGAAACUGCUUCCCUCUGCUCGCCUCUGGAUAACCACACGACCUGCAGCAGCCAAUCAGAUCCCUGCUGAGUGUGUUGGCAUGGUGACAGAGGUCAGAGGCUUCACUGACCCACAGAAGGAGGAGUACUUCAGGAAGAGGUUCAGAGAUGAGGAGCAGGCCAGCAGGAUCAUCUCCCACAUCAAGACAUCACGAAGCCUCCACAUCAUGUGCCACAUCCCAGUCUUCUGCUGGAUCACUGCUACAGUUCUGGAGGACGUGUUGAAAAGCAGAGAGGGAGGAGAGCUGCCCAACACCCUGACUGAGAUGUACAUCCACUUCCUGCUGGUUCACACCAAAGUCAAGAAGGUCAAGUAUGAUGGAGGAGCUGAGACAGAUCCACUCUGGAGUCCAGAGAGCAGGAAGAUGAUUGAGUCUCUGGGAAAAGUGGCUUUUGAGCAGCUGCAGAAAGGAAACCUGAUCUUCUAUGAAUCAGACCUGUAG
Molecule: messenger RNA, 1552 nt
Organism: Nematolebias whitei (Rio pearlfish)
Lineage: Eukaryota; Metazoa; Chordata; Actinopteri; Cyprinodontiformes; Rivulidae
Product: NLR family CARD domain-containing protein 3
Source: RefSeq, a predicted model, not a curated record